This is a messenger RNA of Fibroporia radiculosa, 1335 nucleotides long. RefSeq lists its product as uncharacterized. The transcript is spliced from 2 exons. Gene Ontology annotation, cellular component: cytoplasm. Lineage: Eukaryota; Fungi; Basidiomycota; Agaricomycetes; Polyporales; Fibroporiaceae. The record is from RefSeq and is a predicted model, not a curated record. Bases 1 to 1335 code for a protein of 444 amino acids.
AUGAACCGCGACCAAGUGACCGAGGCCGUCCGUGAGGCUGUACAAGUGCGGUCCUCCGACCAGGCUCCCCGUGCCAGAAUCGGCAGGAGCAAUACAGAGCUUCCUCCGUACGUCCAUCUCCUCCCCUCUACUGCCUCAUUUUCUGAGCCGCCCUCUCCCCCUUAUCACUAUCCAUUUUAUAGCAGCCAUUCCGGCUCAAGACCCUCCACCGCGUCUCGGCGUUCUCACUCCCAGGACUCUGGCAUCAACACCACCAACGCCAUGGACAAAAACAAGUCCAGCGGACGUCCGCGCAUGGGGAAGAAGGGGUCAUCGCAUGCAGAUGUUAUCGAUAGGCUAGAUUUCUCUGGUGUUGGUCCCAUGUUUCAUCACGAUGGGCCCUUCGAUGCCUGCGCUCCCUCUCGCAAUCGCCAUAAGACCAAAGCGCCCAUGAUGGCCUGGAGCGCAGUCACCGAUGCUGACAAGGUAGCUCUUGCUAGUGCUCAAGAGAUCCCUCGCGCAUACGAAUCCCCCUACCCUUCUCAUGACGUUUACGUGCCCUACGAGGCCCCCAAGAAGAAAUAUGAUGCUAUUGCCGAAGCUUGGGGUAUCCAUGAGCCAGAGCCCUUUGAAGAUUUUUCGGCCGGCGGUGGGCACUCUAGAUUCGGAGGCGACAGUCACUCCUCAUCCCGCAACGGGACUGUGAAGAGGCCCCAGGACCGAAACCCUCGUUAUCGGGAACAAUCGGACGACGCUCGUCCCGCGCCUGUCCGCCGUCAGACUUCCGCUCGCGGUGCGCUUCCUCCUCCCCAGCCAAUUUUUGUGCCGGAGGCGGAGGGGGAAGUGGCUUCGUCCACAGAACCUCCUUCGCCGAACGGAACCCCCAGGCGCACCAAGUCCAUCAUCCGCCGCAUUCGCAAAAUGCGAGACUCGCCAAACGUUCCCAUGGGUUCAGAUGACGAUACCCGUAACCGCGACCCAUCACCAACAUCCUCCGCCGAGAACUCCGCCGCGACACACUCCACUUCAAACGCGCAUACCACGCGGCCUACGCACCGUCCGCAGAACUCGUUCCUUGGGCGAUUUGGGCGUGCUGCUAAUAUCGCCGUACGGAGGGACGGUCCUGCCUCAGACGAUACCGGCUAUGUGUAUGUGGAAGACCCGAUCCAGAUGCCUAUCAAUAAGGAGAAAUCUCUGCCUGCGACACCUGUCGGCAGAGAUGGUUACACCACCACGGGCGAAAAUGGUACUGGAUACUUUGAUGGGACCGUAGCCGGGUCGGCUGGCGGUACUCUCGGCAGGAAGACCAGCUUGAUCAAGAAAGUCAAGGGCGUGGUGAAGGCCGCGAAGGCGUGA